This is a messenger RNA of Mesocestoides corti, 354 nucleotides long. The record is from the annotation of a GenBank genome assembly. NCBI's taxonomy places the organism in Eukaryota, Metazoa, Platyhelminthes, Cestoda, Cyclophyllidea, Mesocestoididae.
AUGGAGGACCUAUCAAACGCCCGGGCUGUGGAGGAUUCCCAGUCAGCCAUGCAACUGAAGGAUUUUCAUGUUAUCAUCCUCACUAGCUUCUUAGUUUGUGCUUUCAUCCAUCACGUGGCCUCGCCACUACUCUUUAAGCGUUUCAAUUCUGCCUACCGGGCGCUUUCCAAAUGCAAGCAAAUGGAAUGGGAUUCACGCACCCACGUGCAGUGGAUCAACUUUCUCUGGUUCGCAAUUCUACCCGAUGAAAUUGUCCUCGAGGUUCCGGGGCGUUCGUGUAACUCGUUCGCAAAAGCGGCCGACUUGUGCAUCCCGUCAACGCGCGAAUCUUGUUGGAGUGCUCAAAAGCCUUAA